AUGCUCGUGUCUCUCGAACAAGUUGCGAACAAGUUCUUUGAUUAUGUUAUCUGUGGAGGCGGGACUGCGGGCCUUACACUCGCGGUUCGCCUGAGCGAAGACACAGAUAAAUCAGUACUUGUCUUGGAGGCGGGUGGAUCGCACAUUGACGAUAUGAGUAUCCUACGCCCCGCCUCGUGGGGAACCCACUUCGGUAAUGAUACGCAAUGCUGGGCCUACAAGACGCUUGACCAGUACAAUAGGGGAAAGGGUCUUGGCGGAAGCUCUGGAAUCAACUUCAUGUGCUGGACCAAGCCGCCUGCGGAUGAAAUCGAUGAUAUUGAAAGGCUAGGAAAUCCCGGAUGGAACUGGGCUAAUCAAGAGAAAUAUCUGAGCAGAACGGAAGGAUUCAUACCGCCGAGUGUUGAUGUUCAGAAGCAGAACAACAUGCAUCUCGACACCUGGAGGAUUGGAAAGACUGGACCCUUAAAGGUUGCGUAUCCAGGGACGAUCCCGGAAGGAGAGCGGAAGGUGCAACAGACAUUGCUCAAUGCUGGCCUUCCGGUCGCAAAUUGCCCUUUAAAUGGAGAUCCAACGGGUGUUUUCUUCUCGCCUUGUACAUAUGACCCGAACACACAUACCCGCUCGUAUGCGACAACAGCUCAUUAUCUCCCGUGCAGGGAAAGAGAUAAUCUUUUUAUCCUUAUAGGAGCAUCAGCGAAUCGAGUCCUCACUGAGACGACUGACAACGGCAAAGAAACCGUGAUCGCGGUAGAGUUCGAGUAUUCGGACCAAACGUGCGCUGUCAAUGUGCGGAAGGAGGCCAUUCUAUCCGCGGGAUCACUUCAAUCCCCACACCUCCUCGAGCUAUCGGGAAUCGGCCAGAAGGGUGUGCUAGCGAAAAUUGGCGUGCCACAGAAAGUCGACCUUCCUGGAGUGGGAGAAAACGUGCAGGAGCAUUAUCACGUUGGCGUAGCAUAUGAAUUGCGUGAUGAUGUUGACUUUGACACAGUCGAUCAACUUCGCGAUCCUAGCGUCCUUGCGAAGCACCUUCAACUCCAUGCUUCUGGAACAGGCUUGUUUACGAUGGGAAUCAUUGGCUUCGCAUUUGUUCCGCUGUAUAUGAUAUCCGACAAGGCUGAUGCUAUCUACAAAACUAUCGAAGAAAAGAUCACGACUAACAAGGAUAUGUAUCCACCUGGACUAUAUGAGCAAUACAAGGUCCAGCUCGAACGUUUGCGGAAAGGGGCCCCUGGAUGCGAGUUCAUUACGUUCCCUGGCUAUAUGUCUGCAACAAAACCCCCUGUGGAAGGCAAGCGAUACGUUUCAAUAAUCUCAGCGAUGAAUCAUUGUUUCUCGAGGGGCGUCAUCCACUCGGCAUCCGUCGACCCGAGGAAGGACCCUGAGAUGGACCCACGUUAUUUUGAAGAAAGCGUCGAUUUAGAUAUAUUCUGUGAGAUGGCUAAGUUCGCGAGAGGGCUAGCUCAGGUUUCCCCACUGAAGGACAUGAUCGCCCACGAACUUAAUCCAGGAUCUGAAAUACAAAACGAAGCCCAGAUUCGCGACUGGGUCAAAAAUAGUUUCAUGAGCACAUGGCAUACGGCUAGCUCGUGCUCUAUGUUGCCUCGGGAAAAUGGGGGAGUAGUUGACCCCAGCUUAAAGGUUUACGGCACCAACAAUCUACGUGUGGUCGACUUGUCUGUGCUACCGCUUCAUUUUGCAUCACAUCCUCAAUCUACUGUGUAUGCAAUUGCAGAGCAAGCUGCGGAUAUAAUCAAAGGCAAGUUCAACUCCUCGGAUGCGGGAGCUGUCGACUAG
Fibroporia radiculosa is the source of this 1797-nucleotide messenger RNA. RefSeq lists its product as uncharacterized. NCBI's taxonomy places the organism in Eukaryota, Fungi, Basidiomycota, Agaricomycetes, Polyporales, Fibroporiaceae. Gene Ontology annotation, molecular function: flavin adenine dinucleotide binding; oxidoreductase activity, acting on CH-OH group of donors. The record is from RefSeq and is a predicted model, not a curated record. The transcript is spliced from 24 exons. Bases 1 to 1797 code for a protein of 598 amino acids.